AUCAUGUCAAAAUGUAAGAUAUGUUACGAUUUACGAAAUUGUAUGAGAGUUAUUUACUGUUUAUAGAAAUAAUCUCCAUAUAAAUAUUGCGCAUACAAUGUGCCGCGUAGUAUAGCCACUAUUUGUGUCGAAGAUACAAGCGCGAUACAAACUCUGUCAAGAGUAAUAAAAUUUCUGUAAAAUGUCUAGAAUUUGUGAUCCUGCUGGUCAUAAAUAUAUUCCAGUCGAAGUUAAAGAGUUGGAUAUAUAUACAGGGAUUUACGAAAUUCUUUCCGCUAUAAGACCAGAUUGGCCUCAGGCAAACAUUAAAUUUAAGGUGUUUACUGAUGGAAUUACUAAUAAAUUAGUGGCAUGUCAGUUGGAUUCUGCAAAUAAUUCUGAAAACAAUACUAACAUUGUGCUUGUGAGAAUAUAUGGAAACAAAACUGAUUUACUUAUUGACAGGGAUGCAGAAGUAAGAAACAUCACAGUGCUUAACAAAGCGGGACUAGCUCCAAAAAUCUAUGGUGUAUUUAAGAAUGGUUUAUCUUAUGAAUAUUACCCUGGUGUCACUCUCAACACAGACACUGUAACUGAUGCAAAAAUAUCCCGCCUGGUGGCACAACAAAUGGCCAGGAUGCACAAAAUUCAAUUGGGUGAAGAGAUACCAAAGGAACCAAUGGUAUGGGACAAAAUAGAGCAAUUCUUGAGUUUAAUCCCAGAAAAAUUCACAGAUGCAUGUAAACAUGCCAGAUUUGCAAAUAGUUUUGGAUCAAUAACAAGACUCAGGAUAGAAUUUGAACGUCUAAAGUCACACUUAAUAAAAACUGAGAGCCCAAUUGUGUUUGCUCACAAUGAUUUGCUUCUAGGAAACGUGAUCCACGACGAAUCUAAAGGGACAGUUUCUUUUAUAGAUUAUGAAUAUGCCUCAUAUAAUUAUCAAGCCUACGAUAUAGCAAAUCAUUUUAAUGAAUUUGUUGGUAUAUCGAUUGAUAACAUGGAUUACAGCCGAUAUCCGAGCAAAGAUUUUCAGAUUAAUUGGAUACGAAUAUAUCUGGCCGAGUAUUUAGAUAACCCAUCGCCGUCCCAAACACAGAUUGAGGAUAUUUACAAAGAUGUACAACGCUUGUCCUUGGCGUCAAACUUUAAGUGGGGCAUUUGGUCGCUGGUCCAAUUCGAGCUGUCGGACAUUGACUUUGAUUUUGGCAGGUAUGCGGAAAUGCGGCUUAACAGAUAUUUCGAAGAAAAAAAUGCGAUCUACAAGGAAUUACUGUGAUAAAUACCUAUUAAUAUUUUACCAAAUAAUAGAAUUGUAUAAUAAAUUAGAUUUAUUUUUAAAGCUGCCAACUCGAUAGUACACGAAUCCUAAGUGUCAUCUUUUUCAUAAUAUUCUCUGUUGUUUUAGAUGACACUACAUUUUACACCGUUAAUUUGGUUGAGGGAUUAUGUAUU
This is a messenger RNA of Pararge aegeria (speckled wood butterfly), 1431 nucleotides long. It is a transcript of the gene eas, whose product is annotated as ethanolamine kinase. Bases 182 to 1255 code for a protein of 357 amino acids. The transcript has 7 exons. Lineage: Eukaryota; Metazoa; Arthropoda; Insecta; Lepidoptera; Nymphalidae. Gene Ontology annotation, cellular component: cytoplasm. Gene Ontology annotation, molecular function: ethanolamine kinase activity. Gene Ontology annotation, biological process: phosphatidylethanolamine biosynthetic process. The record is from RefSeq and is a predicted model, not a curated record.